Molecule: messenger RNA, 1125 nt
Organism: Vicia faba (fava bean)
Lineage: Eukaryota; Viridiplantae; Streptophyta; Magnoliopsida; Fabales; Fabaceae
Source: the annotation of a GenBank genome assembly
AUGAAACUAGAAAGUGAACUAUCUUUCCGCCAAAUGGUCGUCGAGUUGGAAUCUCAAUCGUUUGAAUUUAAUGAUAGUGAUCAAAACUCGCCUAGCUUCAGAUUGCAGAACCAGAAGGCAAAGGAAUAUGACAACAGUGACUCGAAGAAUGUAAAGAAGACCGAACAGUAUGACAGCAUUGUUGAUUUGAAAAAGGGUUACGACGCACAGAAUCCGGUAGAUGUCCAUGUGAACCGCACUGUUGCCGGAUGUGAACCAGAAAUGGAAGUUUGUUACGAAGAGAAUACUUACCAUGUUGUGAAGGAUAUAUGUGUUGAUAAAGGAGUCUUUAAUAAGCAUAAAUUCAUGUUUGAGGAAAAUGUUGACAGAGCCGGUUAUAAUUUCUUUCCAUUGGAGAGUUUCGAUGAUAACCGGAAUCCAGAAGACAACACUGGUAUCAAGGUGUUAAAUCAACCAGAAACUGAUGAUUCCGACGAGGCGUCUUCUAAUCACGAUCAGCACAAAGACGACAGUGAGAUUGAAGAUCUUAUUGAUAACUUCACCAAAGCGACGGAUUUACGUGAAGACACACAAGAUGCUGUACCGACUGGUGGCAAGGAUGAACAGCUUUCCGUUGAACAUGAUUCGCACUCCCAGUUGAAAGACGCAAAUAAUAUGGUUGAGGAAGAAGUAUUGACAAGUUCUGCUUUAGGAUCAACCGUUGAUGAACCGAACAGUGAUCAUCAUUUUGCGCCUUCAGCUCCUGCGGACUGUGUCAAAAAGGAACUUCACCAAUUCGGUGGCUGUAACUGCGAUGAAACUCAACUUACUACCGUUGAAGGUUCAUCCGGUGAUAUUUCUGAAAUUCAGCAAGCUGAAACAAGUCAGAUUCACAAUAGCAUUGGCGAGUCAAGUUUUUCUGCCGCAGGCGCAGUAUCUGGUCGUAUAAGUUACUCAGGGUCUAUACCUUAUUCUGGAAGCAUCUCUAUUCGAUCCGACAGUAGCACCACCAGCACUCGAUCCUUUGCGUUUCCCAUACUGCAAUCUGAAUGGAACAGCAGCCCAGUGAGAAUGGAAAAACCUGAUAGGAGGCACUACCGGAAGCAACGCAAUUGGAAGGCUAGCCUUCUUUGCUGUAAAUUUUAA